AACCCGCGUAAGUCGUUCUUCGUUAAAUCGUCUCAAGUAAAAUGGCUCGUACCAAGCAAACCGCCCGGAAGUCCACUGGAGGAAAGGCCCCGCGGAAGCAGUUGGCUACCAAGGCCGCCCGGAAGAGUGCCCCAUCCACCGGAGGCGUAAAGAAGCCGCAUCGCUACCGUCCCGGAACGGUUGCCCUGCGGGAGAUCCGUCGCUACCAGAAAUCGACAGAGCUGCUGAUCCGUAAGCUUCCGUUCCAACGGCUGGUUCGUGAAAUUGCGCAGGAUUUCAAGACGGAUCUGCGCUUCCAGAGUGCUGCCGUUGCGGCGCUGCAGGAAGCCAGCGAAGCCUAUCUGGUGGGGCUGUUUGAAGAUACCAACCUGUGCGCCAUCCACGCCAAGCGCGUCACCAUUAUGCCCAAGGACAUCCAGCUGGCUCGGCGCAUCCGUGGAGAGCGUGCUUAAGCGCAAUGCGCUAUUUUUGUGAUUGAUUGUAAUCACACCCAAAUCAAACGGUCCUUUUCAGGACCACAAAUUGGUUUUUCGAAAGAGUAUUUCAUGAACUUUUCCUAGUGAAUGCCUUCUUGAAAG
Molecule: messenger RNA, 578 nt
Organism: Uranotaenia lowii
Lineage: Eukaryota; Metazoa; Arthropoda; Insecta; Diptera; Culicidae
Product: histone H3.3A-like
Exons: 1
Coding region: 42-452 (136 amino acids)
Cellular component (GO): nucleosome
Molecular function (GO): structural constituent of chromatin; DNA binding; protein heterodimerization activity
Source: RefSeq, a predicted model, not a curated record